Messenger RNA from Pomacea canaliculata, 6106 nucleotides. RefSeq names its product peptidyl-glycine alpha-amidating monooxygenase-like. Gene Ontology annotation, cellular component: extracellular region. The record is from RefSeq and is a predicted model, not a curated record. The coding region runs from base 4868 to 5506 and encodes 212 amino acids. The transcript is spliced from 13 exons. NCBI's taxonomy places the organism in Eukaryota, Metazoa, Mollusca, Gastropoda, Architaenioglossa, Ampullariidae. Gene Ontology annotation, molecular function: oxidoreductase activity, acting on paired donors, with incorporation or reduction of molecular oxygen, reduced ascorbate as one donor, and incorporation of one atom of oxygen.
AGAAGACGUACGGUUCUGCCAAUGACACAAUGAACCUUUUACAAUUUAAUGUCUCUACUGCAAAUAAACAAGAUCACUUAGUGUAUUUAUUUUAUUAUGUAAUGGAUUUAGUGCUUUACAUUGUAUUUUGGGCAUUUGUUUCAAACACGGGGGCACUUUGCAGUGUAAAUAUUAUUGUGCAUAGGGAAGAAAGAACCACAAAAAGACAAAUGUGAUAAACAAGAUGAAGAGAUUUGAAGAAGAAGAAGAAAUUAUUCCCCUGCCGCUAUAGGUGAAGGCCGUCUAAGGGGAACAAUGUAAGCUAUUUUAUUAUUCGAACAAAAACAUUUCAGCGCUACAGGCGGUCAAGCCAGGUCUUAGCAUGGCCAUGUACCUCAGGAGAGGUCAUCCAACCCCGCACACCCUCCAGUUAGGUUCAGUCAUCUCUCAUGUUAUUCGUGACCUCAGGGGCUAAAGGGUAUUUCAAGGUCGUAUAAAGUGUCGGGCGGGGGUGGUGGAGAUUGCAGAUGCCAAAGCAUACAAGGUCACUUAAUUCUCAUGCCUUCUCAAAUAAUGGUCUAUGAAAGAGACAGUCUGUGUGUCCGUACAUUAUUUAUAUAUUUUUUCCCCUUCUCUAAGGAUGACAACAGAGAGACAAGAGUAGCAACGGAGAUAUUUGAACAUAUAAUAAGGCCAUUAAGGGGAAAACAAAGUAUAUGACGACAACAAAGGUUAAGCUUAUAAAUAGAUCGUAAAGUUGAACCGAGGAGACUACCACCUGGUACACACCGUUAUUUGUCAUGAAAGCAAUGUGAAAAGGUCAAAGCUGACAGGUAGCAAAAUACAAUGACAAUGAGCGCCAAGACUGUUAGAAAUACCUUAUUUCUGCACCUCUAGCAUUUUUAACUUACAUUUAACACCAGAGACUGGGUUGGAGAUACUGUCAAACUUACUGUGAGAUGGUCGCCAUAAUAAUAAUCAUAAUAAUAAUCAUCAUCAUCCAAGUGUAAAGCCAUGCCGUUAUUUAUGUCAUCGUCUUAAUAGCGUUAAAGGAAAGGAAGAACAAAGAACAGUUGACAUUUAAAAUAAACUGAAAAGCAUUUGUUGACUGCUCGUGUACACUAGCUAUCAGCAUUAUCAAAGGUUGAUACAACUAACUCGCAAAAUCAAGUCUGUUGUCCCUGACCACUACCUCGUAUUACUGACCACAACGAUGUUAUCCUUCGUGACAACAGCACUCGAUGACUGAUAAACACGGGCCAACUGCACAACACAAGGCGAUUGCUAAAUAGUCAACACCAAGUGGUCAGUUAACAUGCUUCGAAUAUCUAUUUUUAUUGUGCUCUAACCCCUCGACUUUCCGCUUCCCCUAUACUUUUUGAUACUUCAGAUACUUCACAUUAUGUUCCAUCUGGUCAUUGUUUGCAAAUAUAAAUAUUUGCUCGUGUGCUGUAAGAGCAAUAUCCACGCAAGGGAUGCAUGCUGGAAAGAAAAAAAAAUGGCAAGAUAGAAGCCACGGUAUACCCUGGGACAUCUAAAAUCUAGUUCAGUGUUUUGUAAGGGCAUCUGGGCUGUCACACUGCCUCCUCCAUCGCCGAGGAAGAGAAGCUAGAAGAGAAAGAGGAUUCAACGAAUACUGAAAACAAAGGAUACUAGGUGAUAGUAUGACAAGAGGAAUAAACUGAAGUUGUCUGCUCACGUUGAAUUGACGGAUGCGCAAGCGACUAAAUAACGAAUCCACAAGUGAUGCGCAGGUCGUUAGCCAAAUUACGGUGUACGGCUCGUAAGGUCGUAAGGGAGAAUUAAUCAUACAAAAAAAAAAAAACCAACCGUCGUUUAUCUCCCAUCAAACCUCGUUAGCGGCCGGGCUUGUUCCGUCUUCAUCGAUUAAAUGAGAUCGAAGCCUGACGAGGAUGAGAGGUCUGAGAGCCCCGAUAAUCAGCAAGAGUGGGGAUGGAUGGGGCCUAGAUGAACAAGCUAAGUGGGUCGGGUCACGUACUACAGAUAUGUGGAAAAUUCUGUCUAUCCACCAAUCUCUUGAUACCCCCUCCUUUUUUCUUCUCUUAUUUUAUCUGCUUUUCUGUUCGCAUCUUAAUCUCCGCUUUUCCUUGGUAUAUCCUCCAGGCAUUUCUGAUUUGUUAUUCUUUGUAAAACACCCAUUGCAUGUUUUUUUCUUGUUGUUGUUGUUGUUGUUGUUGUUGUUGCUGUUGCUGCUGCUGCUGCUGUCCAGUAUUAAAGCAAUCUGGUGGCGGAAAUGGGGGAGAGGGACGGUUGCGAUGACGAAGCGGUUGGGUGGAGGUCUGGCGGAAACGACUGGUGAGCGCCACCUGGUGGCACAAGAGGCGCUCAAGGGCCUGAACUCAAGAGACCAAAUGUCUGAGGCGCUUAGAAACUACGGUGAUGUCGUGAGAUCAGUACUUUGGCUUCCCUGCUCGCCGGUUCUCGUUCAGCUUAAGUUGUCCGGUUCUUUACGCUCAAGAGCUCUGGUGGUUUUGUUUUGUUGUUUUUUUUGGGUUUUUUGUAAGGGCAGGGAAUGACCCUCCAGAUUAAAGACACAAGAAGAAGGAGAAAAGAAGAGAUCAGAAAAAGAACAAAAGAAUAGAAAAACUGAUGGCUUCCUUCUCCCACCACCACAAAACCCUUCUCGGGCGAAUGACAGAUUGCAAAGAAGUACAUUGACACAUAUUUCUCGAAAGAUUCAGGCGACACAAAGAUUAUACAUUUCCCGUUUGUGAUCGAAUGCAUCGAAGUGUUAUUUUGAGAACGAGGGAACCUGAAGCGUACACAAACGCAAGACGACAGAAAAAAGAAACGAAAAGGAAGAAGGUGGAGAGAGAGAGAGCUAUGAUUUAGCGUUCAGCAUGCUCCUCAAAAAGCCUCAGGCAAUAUUUUGCUUACUAAAUUCAUUGCGCGGAGGAAUUUUUGCAAUGUUAUUUCGAUUUUUUUUAUAAUUUUUUUUCCUUAGAUGUUUAGCUAAAGUGGUGGUCUGUGAUUUCUCCCAAAGGAUUUUACAAUCCGUAGUGUGUAGAUGUUGUGGAUAACCAGUUAAUGUAAUUUUUAAGGAUUGAAAAAAGUUUCAUUUUGUGCUCGAGGCAGCUCCCUUUUUCUAAUUUGUUACUUUAUUUUUUACUUAUAUUUGUACUUCUGUUUUAUAUGUACCGUGAUAUUGAAUAUCUAUCUUGUUUUAUACUUGUUGAACUCAAGCCAUUCACUCAUCCCAAAUUACCCAUAAAAAGAGAUGAAUGGUAAGAAAAAAAGAUUAGGACACGUGUCCCCAUUUACUCCUUGGUUAACGAUACUAAUAAUUAGCUGUCUUUUGCACCUAGCUCCGGAUAAUCUCUGCAAAAUUACCCAGGUAGUUGUCAGGCAGGGGUUAAUCCUUGCAGCUAACACCCCUGUAGAGGUUUGGGAUAGUUGGACUUUUAGACAGAAGAGAAAAACUGUUCAGCGGAAUUUCUGCAAGUAUUUUGGCCACAUCGAUGUUCGAUCGAUGCGUGGUCCCUCUCUGAUGUGAGUGUCUCAAAUCCUCUUAUUUACAAGUCUACGUCACAUCUGUUAUGCACGCCCGUGCGUUUGUGCUAGUCUUUAUUUAGCAAGCAAAGAAUUUUCCGAUUUCUACUAUGCGUUAGGUUCGUUUGUUAAUUUAUUUAAUGGCAGGGGUACUUGAUAUGCUUUGUAAUUCAUAAAAGUUAAAAAUCACUAUGGCCUUCAGUUUGCUGGUCACUCAUAUACAUACAAAACUGCUACUUAAGUGUCUACAAAUAUUGAAUAAUGAUGUGUUUAAGUUUAGCUUUCGUUUCUUAACUGAGCUUAAUUAAAUAUAAAACCGAGAGUGUCACAUCUAGACUUACAUAAUAACAGGAAUGAUUGUUGCGGCUUGACUCGCGAGCACAUACGCAACAGUGGAAGGCUUUCCAAGCCUAAAAUAAAUUCCUAACAAUUUCAAUCUUUUUUGUUCAAUAUUAAUUAUUAGAUACUGUGUCUCAAACAUGAAAUUAAUUACAAAUUAUUUGCGGUCAACAAUACUACAAGACUUGUUAUUUGAUGAGCAGAAUCGAAAUAUUUUAUUGAAGAUUUUAUAUUUGGUUGACUUUUUUUUUGGAGGGGUGUGGGAGGGAGGGAAAGGGGCGCAUCACAUGUCUCUUGCCUGAGGCGCAUCAUAGUCUAGAACCAGCCUGCCCUUGUGCAAAGUUCCUCCAACCCAAAGGCAGGGCAACAAAUUAAAGCCUCGUCUGGUUGAGCUUGUCUUGUAGUGCACGUGGUCUGCAGCUGCGCUUACGUCACGUUUCUAGGCAACGAGAUGCAUCGAUCGCGGGGUAACAGUGAAAUCUGGACCUCCCCCCGCAUCAGUCCACAACCAGGUGCAACUACUAACGCAACAUCAUCAAGGCACUGUCAACGACCUACACACUACGCUUUAUUUGUACUUCAUGAAUUAGAAAAGACCAGUAGAAGAAAUAUGCAACCGCUGCAAAGAACCUGUAACGUGGUGGGUACCUGCGCUCUCUUGUGUUUGUUACUCGGGGCCAUGCAGUCGCGUGCGGAUCGCCCUGGACCUGGAAUGAGCUCCUUAGAGCUCUCGAUCCCAUACACACUGGGCUCGGAUCAGCAGCACCUGUGCACCGUUACCAAAGUAGACUCGCGGAAUGAAAGUGACCUUUGAACCCCACCUUCAGCCUGGUCACGUGAGGCACCUGAGUCUUCAGCUGUGCGACAUCAUUCCUGCAGAUGCUCUCAAAGCCGUGUCUGGCCAUGUCACACUGAUCACGUGGUGUGUGGAGGGCGCGUGCAGCCGGUGUAUGUCUGGGGACAGAACUCGUCUGCCUGGAUUCUUCCUCGAGAUACAGGUAUACCUCUUGGAGGACCCCUAGGCCAGGAUUACUUGCUGAUGCAGGUGCACUUGAAAGAAACGGAUGCAGAGAAAACAGACCAUGAGGAUUCCAAAGUCGAUAAAUCCGAAUCAGUAACAGAGAGGGUGUCCCUCGUUAUCAACACAACGGCGACCAGACCCUUGCUGGAGUUUGGACUUGCCAUUCUACAGAACACGGGCUUCAUCCCUAAAGGAAGUGAGGUUGUGACUACAGAGAGUGCAUGUCAGUGGCAAAGUGAACAGCCUGUCGUCAUCGCUGGCAUCCGCCUGCACACUCACAGUCGAGGUGUGUGGAUGGAAGCCUUGCUGGAGCACAAGGGACGGUGGCAGGUUGUUGGUGAGGGCGAUCCCUCCCUCCCUGAGGACGUCUUACCGGUGAACGGAACGCGCGUGGUCCAGCGAGGUGACUUUCUGGCUGCUCGCUGCUAUUUUCGGCAAGACCCAGCGAGAGACAUCCCCUUUGGCUCGUCUUGGACGGAGGAAAUGUGCAACUUGCAUGUGCUGUACCUUCUACCAAUAGGCGCCGCCCCCAGCAUCCGCUUCCAGCUGUGCACCAAUCAGGUGCCUUCCAUCGCACUACGUCACCUCUUCCCCAACCUGCCGUCGCUUCGCACUGAUAUCUCGCCCGAACCUGAGGAUCGCGAAGUUGGCAUGUAGAGCCCUCCCGUUGGUGUCGGCCUCCACACUGCACGUCUGCGGACUGGCUUCACAGGGGAAAACCUCUCACUCAGGCAUGCAUGCUCUCUCUCGCCAGCCUCCGCACACAGGGACGCUCUUCUGGAUUUGUCUACGUGCAUUUUUCUUGAGAAAGUCUGUAGCAAAAAUACACUUACGUUUCCUGUCGCAUGCUAGGUGAAGAGACAAUUAUUUUUAAAUGACACGUCUACAGCUUUGUGCAGUAGGCUACAAAAAAUAAUUAUAUCAUUUGCCUGUGGAACGCUGAAUUUCAACAAAACAUGUCCUCCCAGUAAAAGCUAGAUGGCGGAAAGAUUAAGCCAGAACGCUAUUAUUCAGCUGACUUAAUUUGGAUCGAAAGUAAAGACGAAGGUGACUACGUACACGACUACACACUCUCUCUCUCUGUUAACGGCUCGUUCUUGAUGUCAGAGGUUAUAUAUAGUCUUGUUUACGAGCAUGAUAACAGUCUUGAAAGGUGACUUUGGUGCCCGAUGACAACUACUGAAUUCUAGAGAAAAAAAAUCCAAUAUUGUUCAGUAGAGCAAGAGUGAAAUAAAGGCUAUACCAAAUGAAAGAUAA